This is a messenger RNA of Macrosteles quadrilineatus (aster leafhopper), 1589 nucleotides long. RefSeq lists its product as uncharacterized. Bases 62 to 1042 code for a protein of 326 amino acids. The record is from RefSeq and is a predicted model, not a curated record. Lineage: Eukaryota; Metazoa; Arthropoda; Insecta; Hemiptera; Cicadellidae. The transcript is spliced from 8 exons.
GGCCAGCGGUCGACCAAACGACAGAACGUCGCGACUGCUAUAGGACUACUCCGCACUCAGAAUGAGGAAACAACAGAUAACAGGAUGGUGUAUGCUGGCAGUGCUGGGGUGUUCAAUGGUCAACCCCGUGCUGGGUUACCCAAGUGUGGUAACAGCCGCCCAUCUGCCAGACAACAGCGAUUGGAAGCCCUACGCGCCUGCCCCAGUACCCGCCCCUGCGCCUGACGCAGCCCCCGAGGCGCGCAAGUUUGCUGAGAAACCCAACGCCAGCAAGAAGGUGAUCGCCUUGGAGGAUAGGAACGACAUUGACGAUAUCCAGACAAACCAGAUAUCUGACGCAGGGUUCUCAUGGAGCAACAUGCUGGCCAUGGUUAUGCAGAUGUUGUUCAACCCCAUCGGCAGCCAACAAGUAGGACCUAACAAGUCCGACAGCAUUGACACUGAUCAGGGCAUCUCUCCCUCCCCUUGGGCAAACCUGCUGACCAUGGGACUUAAGAUCCUCACAGCCAUCCUAGGAGGAGGUGGUGCUCCCCAGGGCGAUGGCAUUGACAAGGUGGACAACUCAUCCCCCAUGCAGGGUAUCCUGGCGGCAGUACUGUCAGCAGUGGUGGGCUCCAAGGACCCGGACCAAGUAGCGACCAUGGCCAAGCAAGCUGGGGAGUUUAUCAACAUCGUAGUUAACCUUCUGGAUGCCCUCAAGACAUCCUUCAGCCAUAGAUCCAUCGCUGCGAGAUCCAUCGGCAGGAAGGAUUCUGUCUCAGAGGCAGCCGUCGCAAGUUUGAGUCUGCUCAAGGGAUACGUUAGGACGAUGAAGACAACAGAUGACAAUUGCCAUGAGAAGUACAUCUGUGAGGCCAACAACGAAUGUGCAAACUCCAUGAAUGGUUCAAGCACCAUCUACUGCCAACUGUCCACUUACGCAGCCAGUUUCCUGCUGCAGAGGACUGGCGAAGCGCCGUUCGACAAGUUCUACGAGGCCGGCAGACGAGGGCGAAGUGGUGACGAUUGUCGACAGCUCUACUUAACUUGUAACGAAGUCUAGUGCUCACCCUCCGAUCUCUCACCCUCCCCUUCAUCCCAUCAGUCACCCUUGUUAUUUAUUAAGUGAUGUGUGAUUGUCGACUGAAUGUAUCGAGAAACAUCUUCUUCACUAGGUUAAACGGAUAGAGAAACAGAAUAAGGCUCCUGAAUGUUGGAAAGAUGUGAGUUCCGCUCACCAGCCGUGGUUAGUUUAUAGCUAUCUACCAAAGCAGAAAACAUUUCCAUUCACAUAGGUGCUAGGUCAUCAAAUAAUUUCCAAUCCAUAUACUAAGAAUAAGUAUAUAAAUAUCCCGAUAGAUUGAUUUCAUUAUUUAUUUAGAUUAUUAUUUAUUUGCGUUGUUAUUUAUUUUUACAGUUUUUUAUACUUAUUUAUUGAAAGAAAAUAUUUAUUGAUUUGAAUUUGUUGUUCACUGUUACUCUGCGCAAUAAGUUUGAUGUUUUCUAUUAGAAACGAUAAUUUGAUAAAUGUUAAGUUAAUAUAGUUUGUCUCUUCUGUAUGAAUGUGUGUGUGGUCAUAAAUAAAUAUAAAUUAUUUAUUUAUAGUGAAA